Caretta caretta (loggerhead turtle) is the source of this 3466-nucleotide messenger RNA. It is a transcript of the gene MNS1, whose product is annotated as meiosis specific nuclear structural 1. Gene Ontology annotation, biological process: cilium organization. The record is from RefSeq and is a predicted model, not a curated record. Gene Ontology annotation, cellular component: motile cilium. Lineage: Eukaryota; Metazoa; Chordata; Testudines; Cheloniidae.
GCCGCUUGUUACCAGGGCAACGGGUUCGGUUCCCAAACGGCGCGCGGGCGCUACAGGUUUGGGGCGGGGAGGGGAGAGGCCGACCAGGGCUCCAGGCCGUAGGGCGCUAAAGUCCGUUAGCGGUUGCUCCUCGCCGGGCGGUCCCUUUGCCUGUGAGAGGAUGGAGUCGAUGAGGCCUCCCCAGCUGAAUGCUGCCCAGCUGAAUCAGAAAAAGAUGAGGGAGUUGUAUUACAAAGAUCUCCUCCAAUUGGCACAUGAAAAAAAGGUGGAGAGAAUCAGGCAAUUGGAGGUGAUGUUGGAAGCUGAGGAACGGGUUGAUCAGAAGCGACUCUCAAGAUUGCUGAAAGAUGAAGAGUAUGAAAGGCAGAUGGAGGAAGCUAUUCAAAAAGCAGAAGAAAACAAAAAACUGAAAGAGCUGCAGCUGGAGCAGGAAGAAAGACUGGCAACUGAGUUGGCAAGAUUAAACUAUGAAAAACUUAAAGAUGAAAAAAUGAGGCAGCAAAUAAGAGAGAACAGUCUUGAACUUCGAGAAUUAGAGAAGAAACUGAAAUCUGCUUAUAUGAAUAAGGAAAGGGCUGCCCAGAUUGCUGAAAAAGAAGCUAUAAGAUAUGAGAAAAUGAAACGUGAUGCCGAAAUAUCACAAAAGAUGAAGGAAGAGCAGGAAAGGGUGAUAAUGGAAGAGAGUUCUGCAGAACUGAGGCGAAAUAAGGAGAAAAUACUUUAUCAGCAAGAACUGGAGAAACAGCUUGAGGAACAAGAAAAAAAGAAGCAGGAUGCUUAUGAGGAGUUUCUAAAAGAAAAACUCAUGAUUGAUGAAAUCGUAAGGAAGAUCUAUGAGGAAGACCAAAUGGAAAGACAACUCAAGUUAGAGAAAAUGAGAGCAACUCAGAAAUACAUAGAAGAAUUUAAAAAAGAACAGGCUAUUUGGAGGAGAAAGAAGCGUGAAGAAAUGGAAGCAGAAAAUUGGAAAAUAAUGGAGUUUGCCAACAUGCAGCAGCAAAGAGAAGAAGAUCGGAUGGCUAAAGCUCAAGCGAGUGAGGAAAGAAAACAAAAGCUCCAGAACAUGAUUGCGCAGAAUCUGGAAAGAGAGCAACAGGAGCGUGAAGACCUGGAACAAGUGCGACAAGAGCUAUAUCUUGAGGAACAAGCUGAGGCAGAUAGAAAAAGGGAGAUGGCAGAAAUGGAGAAGAGAAUUAGGCAGCGUCUAGAGUUAAGGCAAACAUAUGAAGCACAAUUAGCCUUCAAGAAGAUAGUACUACAAGCUUUGCAAGAAGAAGAAGAGACCUUCAGACAGAAGAUGUUAGCGAAGUUUGCAGAGGAUGAUCGCAUUGAACAGAUGAAUGCUCAGAAACGAAGAAUGAAACAACUUGAGCACAGAAAGGCAGUGGAAAAACUUAUUGAAGAGCGUCACAAACAGUUCCUUGCAGACAAAGAGCGUGAACUUGAAGAAAGGCAAUUGGAAGAGAGAAGACAAGGAAAUAUUCAUGCAAUUGUUGAAGAAGAGAGACAGAAACUUCUUAAAGAACAUGCAACUAAAUUAUUGGGGUAUCUUCCUAGAGGAAUACUCAAAGAUGAAGAGGAUGUUAAUAUGCUUGGUGAAGAGUUUAGGAAGGCUUAUCAGAAGAGAAAAGAGGACGUGUAUUCAGAAGAUAACUGAAAUUCCCCAUAAUUUGUUUUGUUGCAUACCACUAGAUGUCAUCUUAUUUCUACAUGCUGUUAAUAGUGAGAAAUUCCUGUUUAAUGUUAUGAGAAAGGGUCUCGCUUUAGUACUAAGCUUUUUCUAAAUGGUUACAAGAUCUACAGUUUUUAAGUCAAUGUUGUAGUCAGUUUGGAUCAAUAAAUUUUGCUAUUACAGUAUUUCUCAAACAAUGCAUGCAUAAUAAAAUGGACUUGCUAAGGGAAUUCACUUUAGAAACUGAUUCAUGGACAGAUUAUAGGAAUUCAGUUACAUUAGGAAAUGUCUUAGCUUAUGAAGGAGUAUUGUCACAACCACAGGACAAGUAAAACUUUUAUUUCCUCGAGUGCACCAGGGGACAGGUUCACUACUUUCACUCCUCUGUGUGGUACUAUGCAGUUUUAUCCACAGUUGGGGUUUGUCCAUACAGGGACACUCAGGAAAAAUAAUCUGAAUUAACUAAAGGUGUGAAUUUGAAGUGAUUAGUUAAACUACACUAAAUCCCUUUGUUGACACUCAUUCAGAAUAAAAAUAGCCUUAAUUUGAUUUAGCUUAAUUCACUUUAGAACCUGUAAAACCCUUCUCUUACAGCAGCUGAUUAAAGUGAAUCAAAAACAGCUUCUUCAAAAUAAAGCAUUGUUUAGACACCCAAAGGUAAACAACACACCGAACAAAGGGUUAAAAUAAAAGCAUAUAUGGAUGGGUCUUAACAAAACCAUAUCUUUCCUUAGAAACUUCAGAACAGUUCUCUCUAUUGCUGGGUUGGGAGAGAGAGGCUGCUUGCUCCAGUCUGUCUUCUCAGGGAGUCCCCAUCGGCAGCUGCUGAGUACCCCCAACCCCUUCUUCCUUAGGCCAGCAUUUUAGGUUUUAAUAUCGUCUUCGAUAUCUUAGGUGUUGGUUUGGGAAGAGUAAACCAUGGCAGCCUUGCUGGAGUCAGGUAGGGGUAUUCCCCAAUUAAUACUUUCCUAUUGUUUCCUCAAGAACCUGUAGUCUCUCAGACAGUAACUGAUCUUUGCCAUUGUUUCAGUUCCUGUUUUCCCCUGACAGCUUCCUCUGAUUUAACUCCUUAUGGGCAGGCAGGUUAUUAUUAACCAGGCUACUGAAUACACAUUUAUUUUUUUAAAAAAACACACCAGUUCCCUUGUUCUGCACAAGCAUACUUCCAGCAUAACACUAAUUGGUAAAAAUUUACUUUCAUGUUUUUUGUUAAUGAGAUUGAGGCUUAUUACUAGAUUUAAAGAUAGAUAGUCCCUUGACAGGACACUGUGGCAGAUGUAUGUUAAUGUAAAGUUAUAUUAAGCAAAUGUUUAAAAGUUGUUAAACAAAAAUGUCACAUUACUGACUUUGCUGAUCUAUGGAAAUUUACAGAUAUCAGUGUAGACACAGAGCCAUACUUCAGCAUGGAUUGUAUGAUUAUCUUAAAAAUGGCACACAAGUCAUUUAAAGAUGACUGUCCUGCAUUUACAUUAGAUUAAAAAAUGCCAGUCUAAAUUUUGAUUUUGCUGUUUCUCUUCUAUAUAGUUUGACUCACUUGGAAUAAGAAAACAGUACUGUUGAGUUACACUUUCUAGUUCAUAUUACCAGAAAAUGUUUAAAAUGAAAAGCAGUCUAUAUUUUGGGUCACAGAGGUUUGAGGCUGUGCAAAAUCUCUUCUAGGCAUUUUUUUAAAUCGGAAAAAUUAAAUGCAUGAAAACUUGUAGAACACUUUCAAAUGUACAUUACAGAACAAUUAGAUGAAAUCUAUAUCCUCACUUCCAUUCCCUAAGUAAUAAAGUUCUGUUUGUUUUUCAA